Messenger RNA from Aplosporella prunicola CBS 121167, 1921 nucleotides. RefSeq lists its product as uncharacterized. NCBI's taxonomy places the organism in Eukaryota, Fungi, Ascomycota, Dothideomycetes, Botryosphaeriales, Aplosporellaceae. Gene Ontology annotation, biological process: RNA polymerase I preinitiation complex assembly; nucleolar large rRNA transcription by RNA polymerase I. Gene Ontology annotation, molecular function: RNA polymerase I core promoter sequence-specific DNA binding. Gene Ontology annotation, cellular component: RNA polymerase transcription factor SL1 complex; RNA polymerase I core factor complex. The transcript has 4 exons. The coding region runs from base 104 to 1786 and encodes 560 amino acids. The record is from RefSeq and is a predicted model, not a curated record.
UUUUUGCCUGUGACGGUCUGAAAAUCUUUGAAAACAUUAGCGAGAGCCCUUGCCACAGCAACGACGGGUCCAUGCUUCAAGCCGUGCAACGAAAAAUCCCAUCAUGUCGGGUAGAUUCCACAAAGGCGACCGCUGCGGCGUCGAGAACUGCCGCUCCAAGCGAUACGUCGAGGGCAAUGACGGGAACCGGUACUGCGAAAACGGUCAUCAACAUGCCGGCUCCACUCAACGUGCAGACGACGACGACGAGUGGAACACCAAGGGCCAGACCACGAAGCGCAAGGUAGAGAGACAAGAGAGGGUCUCGAGACAUCUCCACGGCAGAAGUGCCCUCGAGCUUUACCUUUAUUGCUAUCAGUUGAUCUUGUGGAAGCAGGCCCAUUGGCUUGUGCACGCUAAAGGGCAGCCGGCUGAACUCGAGGUUGUGAUUCGCGACCUGUGGGCUUUGCGCUUGCAAAGCCUCAAGAGCAAGGUCGAGGCCCAGUCGGACACGGAAAGCCAGUCCCAGCUCUUUAGCUCUCAGUCCGAAGGCGAAACGGACACGGAGCAUGACGAGCACCGAAAGGAACGGAAAGGCCGCAGGGCUGACUCCACCCCUAGGCUCAUUGAUACCAUAGGGCUCUGUUAUAUUGGCAUGCUCCUCCUGCGCCUGCCCGUCAGUCUCGGAGAUCUGCACAAGUGGGCAGCUGGCGGCGAGAUGAUCUACUACAACGCCAAAGAAAGCAUCCCGAUCGAUAUGAAAGACAGGCUUCCAGGAUUCUAUCACGCGGCUUUAGACCCCGACAUUAUUCUCGAGUCAGAACAUCUGCAGACAGCCAUCCAAGAUCUCGCUAUAACCUACAAAAAUGAUUGCGGCAUGGCCAUCCCGCAGUUAAACUACCCAUUGCUGCUCUUCCGCUACAUCAAUGACCUCGCCCUGCCACUACAAAUCUACCCCGCAACGCUGCGCCUCGCGCGCUUGGUCAAUUACACCUUCACAUUCCCGCUCGUCUCCAGGCGACGCCUGCGGCUCCUCGACUUCCCAGAAACGCAACUCAUAGCGCUGCUCGUCGUAGCCGUGAAGCUGCACUAUCCGUUCGACGGCCUCGAACGGAACCCGCACUCGCCCACCGACACAGGCGGCAUCGUGCUCGACUGGGCGGCGUGGACCGCCGCCGCGGCCGAGGCCGACGGCCUAGCGAAAACGCCCGGUCGCCUGACGUUCGAGCAGAGCAUCGCUGCCUCAGAGAAGGACGUGCUGGCGAUGAACGACACGGAGCUCGACGACUACCUUAAUUGGUAUGAGCGCACGUGGACGGCUGGCGACGACGAUGUCGGCACCCGCGCUAGCGACUUCCGCCACCAGCUCUUUCGCAUGUUCCCGACUGGGCCGGCGCCGGGGCAGGAGGUCGCGCCGCUGCCGCAGCCGCUGGACGGGGCAGUGUUGGAGGAGGCGAGGGAGCGGCGGCUAGGUGCCGUGUUGGGCGCGGUGAGGGCUGUAGAGGUGGUUCCGGAGGCUGAAGAUGGCGAUGGUGAUGGCGAGGGGAAUGCGGGAAGGGAGGUUAUGCGGCCGGGGAGCUGUUAUAGGCGGUACCGCAAGGAGGAGGAUCUGGAGGGGACGGUGACUGCGAAGGUGUUUUACGAUGCUGCUGCGAGACGGGCGGGCAUGUCGCUGGAUGGGUUGGCGAAGGCGGUGUUUGUGGUCGAGAGGUGGUUGGAGGAGUGGAUUGUUCAGGAGAGGAAGAGGGAGGCGGGGCUGGAGGAGGGGGAGGAGGAGAGGGAGAGAAUGGAUGUGGACAAGGAGUGAUGGGGUGAAGAUGUGUUUUGCGGUGGUUAGUUUGGAGGAUGGCUUUCUGGUUGUUAUGGUUGUGUUGCUUGGUUUACUCUUCGGGUUUGACAGUACUUCCCCGUUAAGAAUUGUGACGGAGUUUUUAAGUCCUUG